Trypanosoma brucei brucei TREU927 is the source of this 1161-nucleotide messenger RNA. RefSeq names its product translation initiation factor 2 subunit, putative. Gene Ontology annotation, molecular function: S-methyl-5-thioribose-1-phosphate isomerase activity. The transcript has a single exon. Bases 1 to 1161 code for a protein of 386 amino acids. NCBI's taxonomy places the organism in Eukaryota, Euglenozoa, Kinetoplastea, Trypanosomatida, Trypanosomatidae. The record is from RefSeq and is a predicted model, not a curated record.
AUGAGCAGUGCGCACAACACUCUGGAGUCAAUCAAGUAUCGUCGGGGAGUGCUACAGCUGCUCGACCAGCGUCGACUUCCACUGGAAACAGUAUACUGCGACAUAACCAGUAUUGACGACAUAUGUUGCGCCAUUAAGGAGAUGCGUGUUCGUGGUGCGCCCGCCAUAGCUGUCAGCGCCGCCCUUGCACUUGCUGUGGUAGCAGAGCGGGAACUAAAGGAGCAGCGGCAAAACUCGGUGUGGAAAACCGCUGACGAUAUGCGGCAGUUUUUGCUGAUGAGCUGUGACAAAAUGAUGUCUGCCCGUCCUACUGCGGUUAAUCUAUCAAAGGUGCUCAUUCAAUUGAAGAAAGAUAUUGAAACGGACAAGGCUAAUACGAUGGAAGCCGUGUUAGAGACUUGUGUUCAACUUGCCGAAAAAAUAUACGCCGCCGAUGUUUCCUUCAAUGAGAGAAUUAUGCGCCACGGUGCUGCCCACCUGUUGAAACUGGCGUCAAAAGAACGGGUGAACAUUUUAACCAUAUGCAACACGGGGGCCCUUGCCACAUCCCGCUAUGGGACCGCUCUUGGCAUUGUGCGGCAGCUCUUCUACGAGGGUCACCUGCAGCAUCUGUAUGCCUGCGAGACGCGGCCGUGGAAUCAGGGGGCGAGGCUCACCGUCUACGAAUGCGUACAAGAAAAUAUUCCAUGCACACUCAUCUGCGACAGCGCCGUUUCGGCCGUCAUGAAAACGCACGACAUCGACGCUGUUGUUGUGGGAGCCGACCGCAUAUGCAAAAACGGCGAUACAGCAAAUAAGAUUGGCACGUACAACCUUGCGGUAGCGGCAGCAUAUCACAAGGUGCCCUUUUUUGUCGCAGCGCCUUCUACAACACUCGAUCCGCUAACACCAGAUGGUGAAGGGGUUGUCAUCGAGGAGCGGGAAGCGACGGAAAUAACACAUAUCGCCAGCGGUGGCGGGGGCCUACAGAGUGACAAAAGCAAUUCCGAUUACGGGAGGAAGCGUGUGGUGGCAGACGGGCCCCAUCUGAAAGUGUGGAAUCCCGUGUUUGACAUCACCCCCGCCUCUCUCAUCACUGGAGGUAUUAUCACAGAGCACGGUGUCUUUCCCCCUGCCACAGCGGGUCCGCUCUUUGACAUAUCCCGUAUUGUUGAGCCUUGA